Molecule: messenger RNA, 4292 nt
Organism: Canis lupus familiaris (dog)
Lineage: Eukaryota; Metazoa; Chordata; Mammalia; Carnivora; Canidae
Gene: ATP6V0A2
Product: ATPase H+ transporting V0 subunit a2
Exons: 20
Coding region: 155-2719 (854 amino acids)
Biological process (GO): vacuolar acidification; proton transmembrane transport
Cellular component (GO): vacuolar proton-transporting V-type ATPase, V0 domain; plasma membrane; vacuolar proton-transporting V-type ATPase complex
Molecular function (GO): ATPase binding; proton-transporting ATPase activity, rotational mechanism
Source: RefSeq, a predicted model, not a curated record
GCAGCCCGGAGCCCCAUGGUGCGCGGCGGCGGCCAGGCCGUAGGAGGACCCCGAGGCCCCGGCCGCCCCGGCUGACCGCGCGGACCCGAGCGGCCCGGAGCCGCCGCCGCCGCCGCCGCCCGUCGGGCCCCGCCGGGGCGCGGGCUGGCCCGCCAUGGGGUCUCUGUUCCGGAGCGAGGCCAUGUGCCUGGCGCAGCUGUUUCUGCAGUCCGGCACGGCCUACGAGUGCCUCAGCGCCCUGGGCGAGAAGGGCCUGGUCCAGUUCAGAGACCUCAACCAGAAUGUAAGUUCCUUCCAAAGAAAAUUUGUUGGUGAGGUGAAGAGGUGUGAAGAACUAGAACGAAUAUUAGCAUAUUUGGUGCAGGAAAUUAAUAGAGCUGACAUUCCCCUCCCUGAGGGAGAGACCAGUCCUCCUGCACCACCUCUUAAACAAGUCCUGGAAAUGCAGGAGCAGCUGCAGAAGCUCGAGGUGGAGCUGAGAGAAGUCACCAAGAACAAGGAGAAACUGAGGAAAAACUUGCUUGAGCUGAUCGAGUACACUCACAUGCUGAGAGUGACAAAAACCUUCCUGAAACGGAACGUGGAGUUUGAACCCACUUAUGAAGAAUUCCCUCCCUUAGAGAAUGAUUCCUUGUUGGACUACAGCUGUAUGCAGAGGCUGGGAGCAAAACUGGGAUUUGUAUCUGGCCUAAUUAACCAAGGAAAAGUUGAAGCAUUUGAGAAAAUGCUGUGGAGGGUCUGCAAAGGGUACACCAUUGUGACCUAUGCAGAACUGGAUGAGCCCCUUGAGGACCCUGAAACAGGAGAAGUCAUAAAAUGGUAUGUGUUUUUAAUAUCCUUUUGGGGAGAGCAGAUCGGCCACAAGGUUAAGAAGAUAUGUGAUUGUUACCACUGCCAUGUUUACCCCUACCCAAAUACUGCUGAGGAACGAAAGGAAAUCCAGGAGGGGCUCAAUACCCGAAUUCAAGAUCUUUACACUGUGCUUCACAAGACCGAGGAUUAUUUAAGGCAAGUGCUGUGUAAAGCCGCUGAGUCUGUCUAUAGCCAUGUCAUCCAGGUGAAGAAGAUGAAAGCCAUUUACCACAUGCUGAACAUGUGCAGCUUCGAUGUGACCAACAAGUGCCUCAUCGCUGAAGUCUGGUGUCCCGAAGCUGACCUGCACGAGCUACGCCGGGCGCUCGAGGAGGGGUCGAGAGAGAGCGGUGCUACGAUACCCUCAUUUAUGAACACAAUCCCAACAAAAGAAACACCCCCAACUCUAAUCCGCACCAACAAGUUCACCGAGGGGUUUCAGAACAUUGUGGAUGCCUACGGAGUUGGGAGCUACAGGGAAGUGAACCCAGCUCUCUUCACCAUCAUCACUUUCCCCUUUUUGUUUGCUGUGAUGUUUGGAGACUUCGGCCAUGGCUUUGUGAUGUUCUUAUUUGCCCUCUUGCUCGUGAUAAAUGAAAACCAUCCCAGACUAAAUCAGUCACAAGAGAUCAUGCGAAUGUUUUUCAAUGGCCGAUACAUCCUCCUGCUGAUGGGGCUGUUCUCUGUGUACACGGGCCUCAUCUACAACGACUGCUUUUCCAAAUCUGUGAACCUGUUUGGCUCUGGGUGGAAUGUGUCUGCCAUGUACAGUUCCAGCCAUGCCCUAGCUGAGCACAGGAACAUGGUGCUCUGGAAUGACACCAUUGUCAGGCGCAGCAGAGUGUUGCAGUUAGACCCCAGUGUUCCCGGAGUGUUCCAGGGUCCUUAUCCUCUAGGCAUCGAUCCUAUUUGGAACCUGGCCACAAAUCGUCUCACUUUUCUAAACUCUUUUAAAAUGAAAAUGUCUGUGAUUUUAGGAAUUAUUCACAUGACUUUUGGAGUCAUUCUGGGAAUAUUUAACCACCUGCAUUUCCGGAAGAAGUUCAAUAUUUAUUUGGUUUCCGUCCCAGAACUUCUCUUCAUGCUGUGCAUCUUUGGAUACCUUAUAUUUAUGAUUGUCUAUAAGUGGCUGGUUUAUUCAGCAGAAACCUCCCGAGUUGCUCCCAGCAUUCUGAUUGAAUUUAUUAACAUGUUUUUAUUUCCGGCUAGUGAAACAAAUGGUCUUUACUCAGGGCAGGAGCAUGUCCAGAGAUUGCUGCUGGUCGUCACAGCUUUGUCUGUGCCUGUUCUCUUCCUGGGAAAACCGCUCUUCUUGUUGUGGCUGCACAAUGGGCGCAGUUGCUUCGGAGUAAGCAGGAGUGGUUACACGCUUAUAAGGAAAGAUAGUGAAGAAGAAGUUUCUCUGCUGGGAAGCCAAGACAUAGAAGAGGGAAAUAACCAAGUAGAAGAUGGAUGUAGAGAAAUGACAUGUGAAGAGUUUAAUUUUGGAGAAAUAUUAAUGACCCAAGUGAUUCAUUCCAUCGAGUACUGUCUGGGAUGCAUCUCCAACACCGCCUCGUAUCUGAGGCUCUGGGCUCUCAGUUUGGCUCACGCACAGUUGUCUGAUGUCCUGUGGACCAUGCUGGUGCGUGUGGGCCUCCGAGUAGACACCACUUAUGGAGUCUUGUUGCUGCUGCCAGUUAUUGCUCUGUUUGCAGUUCUGACAAUUUUCAUCCUUUUGAUCAUGGAAGGCCUUUCCGCAUUUCUUCACGCCAUACGCCUCCACUGGGUAGAAUUUCAGAACAAGUUCUAUGUUGGUGCAGGCACCAAAUUUGUUCCUUUCUCAUUCAGACUACUCUCGUCCAAGUUCGUUGACGACAUGGCAUGAUCGCAUUGCUGUAUCUGACAAGCUGUCAAAUUUAUGGAGAAUUAUCAUGUUACAGAAUUUCACUUACGUCAGAUUUACAAUAGGAAAAAUUCCGUCUUCAUUGAUUGCCUUAUGAUAUAGCCAAAUAAUUCUGUAAGAUAUACCUCUUCCACAUGUUAAAUAUUUUGUAAAGUUUAUCAAUUUCAGAUAUAUAAAUUUCUUUCAGUUUUUAUGAUGAGCAAAUAGAUGUUAAUGCCAAAAGUUAUGUUAAAGUUAUUUUUAAAAAUAGAGGCUUGGGGGAGAGAAGCGGUUUUGAAUGGUCUUAGAUAUUCAGUUCCUUUUCACCUUAUUAAAACAACAAAGAGGUAGUCUGUCGCUUGACGUUGUCAGAUAAUAUUUUCCAACUGCUGAAGUUAAGUAUAGUUUUUUUAAAAAAAUUUAAUGACGGAUAAUCAAAAAGAUUCACAUUCUGCUUGAUUAAAAGUAUGUAAACUUUUUUAUUGUAUGCUAUCUAGAACUGCAAGUAAGGGAUUGUUUCUACAAUUUUGUCUUGUUUUAAUAAUUGGGGAAAAUGGGAUGAAAUAACGUACAACAGAUGGUUAUCCCACUUGUAUAUUUUUAAAACUGUUCUUAUCCUGUUAUCCUUAUGUAAAACCGAUUAUGAUAAUUGUAUGUUUGAGAGGUAAACUGUAUACUGAGCCUUAAAACCCAAUAUGACUGGAGAAGAUACAAUAUGGAUGUGAUUUGAACUUAGAGACCAGCUUGGCUAAUGUAACUGAACCAGAAGGGGUUUAUACCGAGUGAAAGGAAGAUAAAAAGUAGUAUUUUGUGUAUUUUUAUAACAAAAUAUAAAUUGAGUAUUUUACCCUAAAGAGAUUGCAGCUGUCCUUGAGAACAGUAUAAUUUUUUACUUUCAGACUAAUUCUAAAUAAAGGUCUCAUAAAGGUAUUUAGAGUUAAUUUAAACUUUCAAACACUGGAUCAAUUGAAAAUUAAUUCUUAGAAUCUUUAGUUUAAAUCCAUCUAUUCACUUGAAAUGUAGUUUUGAAUAAAUGUCGGUCCGUCCUAGGGAAUAUUUUAAUCUGUGCAGACAGUCCUUGACUUCAAUGGUUUAGUUUAAUGAAUUUUGAAUUAAUGAUGGUGUGAAAGCGAUACUGCAUUCAGUAGAAACUGUAGUUGGAAUUUUGAAUUUGACUUGUCCCGGGCUCGCGAUCUGUGGCCCCAUCCUCUCCCCUGAUGCUGGGCAGUGGCCGCAGCACUCCCAUCAGCCACAUGGUCACGAGGGUCACUGACCACCACCUGCACCCAACACUUCAUUAUAAAAUAGGCUUUGUGGUAGAGCUCACGUUGGUGCUCUGAGCACGAUUAAGGUGGGCCAGGCUAAGCUGUGUUGUCCCAUAGGUCAGGUGUGGUAAAUGCAUUUUCAACUUCGAAUAUUUUUAACUUAUGAUGAGACCCCAUCGUAAGUCGAGGAAGAUCUAUUGUCUUGUAAAUUAUGUUCAUUUUUCAUAUUUUACUGUAACUGUAGAUAAUUAUUUUCAAAAAGAAAUCUGCUGUGUUCUCACUUUCUUAACAUUUUGAGAAACUUCCAAAAA